Pollicipes pollicipes is the source of this 1742-nucleotide messenger RNA. Its product is annotated as CAAX prenyl protease 1 homolog. The record is from RefSeq and is a predicted model, not a curated record. Bases 201 to 1664 code for a protein of 487 amino acids. Lineage: Eukaryota; Metazoa; Arthropoda; Thecostraca; Pollicipedomorpha; Pollicipedidae. The transcript is spliced from 8 exons. Gene Ontology annotation, biological process: CAAX-box protein processing. Gene Ontology annotation, molecular function: metalloendopeptidase activity.
AUCGCUUCGUGUCGCCGGCUGUCAGGGUGCUUACGUGAGUUGGUUGCGGGCGUGAUAGAGGCAUUUGGAGGUUCAACAGUGUAUAAAGCAUUGGUUGGGGGCGUGGAAGAAGGUUGAGUUUCGGAAGCAGGUGCAAGUUCAAGCACACAGCCCAAGAAGGGGGCCAGUCAGCAACACGCCAUCCAUUGCGUCGCAUCGCCAUGCUGUCCGUGAUCACCUGGCUCGCCGACACGUCGGUGUUUCGGUACCUGAGGACUGUCUCGGAUCUCUCCAUAUUGUAUGCCAUCAUCGUUUUUGCCGUGGCCAUCUUUCUAUGGGAAGAGUACCUUGCUUCCAGACAGAGAAAAGUACUGCAGACCGCGCAGAAAGUGCCGGCGGAUUUGGAUGGCGCGAUCUCAAGUGAGACGUUCGAGAAGGCCCGCUUAUACAAUAUCGACAAAAGCUUGUUCGAGUCCUGUCACAAUCUCUUUGAGAUCAUUCUGAGCACGAGUUUCCUGCUGUUGAACGUGCUGCCGCUGGUCUGGAGCCUGUCGGCGCACACCCUGCGCUGGGCGGAGUACGACGGCGAGAUCAAGCAGAGCAUGGUGUUCAUGCUGUACUCCAGCUUGCUCUCGACCGUCAUCGGCCUUCCCUGGAGCCUCUACUCCACCUUCGCCGUCGAGCAGCGGCACGGCUUCAACAAACAGACGCUGGGAUUCUUCGCCAAGGACAAGCUGAAGGCGUUCCUGGUCAACCAGCUGAUCAGUCUGCCGAUCGUGGCAAUGAUCGUCUAUAUCGUCAAGGCUGGUGGCGACUACUUCUUCCUCUAUCUCUGGCUGUUUUGCUUCGUGGUGCUAAUGUUCCUGAUGACCAUUUACCCCGAGUUCAUCGCGCCUCUGUUCGACAAGUACACGCCGCUGCCGGAGGGCGAGCUGCGUGAGAUGAUUGAGGCUCUGGCCGCCCGGCUGCACUUCCCGCUCAAGAAGCUCUACGUGGUGGAAGGCUCGAAGCGAUCGGCGCACAGCAAUGCUUACUUCUACGGCUUCUUCAACAACAAGCGCAUAGUGCUGUUCGACACCCUACUGGAGGACUGGGAGAAAACCGAGAAUGACACGGACGAGAAGAAGGAGAAGGACAUGGAGGAGAAGGACGCGAAGCCCGAGUCCGCAAAGGACGAGAAGCCCAAGUCCGCGAAGGACGAGAGCGGCGAGAGGACUGGCAGGAAGAAGGGUUGCAGCAAUGAAGAGGUGGUGGCCGUCCUCAGCCAUGAGCUCGGCCACUGGAGCAUGAACCACGUGUUCAAGAACAUUGUCGUCAUACAGAUCAACCUGCUGCUGACAUUCGUGGUGUUCGCGGCGCUGUACCGCUACCAGCCGCUGUACCGAGCCUUCGGCUUCGGCCAGUCCAUGCCGGUCAUCGCCGGCUUGGUCAUCAUCCUGCAGCACGUGUUCGCGCCGUACAGCACCCUUUUCAGCGUGCUCGUCACCAUGAUGUCGCGAAGGUUCGAGUUCCAGGCCGAUCAGUUCGGCAAGCAGCUCGGGUACGCGGCGCUGCUGAAGGCGGCGCUGAUCAAGCUGACAGCCGACAACCUCAGCUUCCCCGUGUACGACCGGCUGUACUCGGCCUGGCACCACUCGCACCCGCCGCUGCUGCAGCGGCUUGCCGCCCUGCAGAAGACCGAGUAGCGGCGCCGGCGGUGGUGUUGCAGGCGGGACCGAUGCGCUGCGGACGCCCGGUGGGCCAGCGGCCUGGCCCGGCCGGCG